This is a messenger RNA of Diutina rugosa, 1539 nucleotides long. RefSeq names its product RNA-processing protein (gene NOP5). The transcript has a single exon. Gene Ontology annotation, cellular component: box C/D methylation guide snoRNP complex; small-subunit processome. The record is from RefSeq and is a predicted model, not a curated record. Gene Ontology annotation, molecular function: snoRNA binding. The coding region runs from base 1 to 1539 and encodes 512 amino acids. Lineage: Eukaryota; Fungi; Ascomycota; Pichiomycetes; Serinales; Debaryomycetaceae.
AUGGCGUUCGUGUUGGCUGAAACCGCCGCUGGGUAUGCCCUUCUCAAGGCUGCGGACAAAAAGAUCCACAAGAGCACCUCGCUUGUCUCCGACUUGGCGACGCCUGAACAAGUAAUCCAAGCCUUCAAGGUCCACCGCUUCCAAAAGUUCGAGCUGGCGGCUGAUGCUUUGGCGCAGGCCAACGCUGUCAUUGAAGGUCAGUGUUCGCUGGAGCUUCAAAAGUUUCUCGAAGAAGCCAAGCCCGACAAGAAGGCGACUUUGAUUGUGUCGGAAGCCAAGCUUGGUAACGCCAUCAACAAGUUGGGGCUCAACUUUUCCGUUGUUGCCGACGCUGCUUGCCAAGACGUCCACCGGGCCAUCAAGGAAUUUUUGCCCGAAUUGUUGCCUGGUUUGGACGGCUCCACCCUCAACCAGAUGUCGCUUGGUUUGGCCCACUCGAUGGGCCGUCACAAGCUCAAGUUCUCCGCCGACAAGGUCGACGUGAUGAUUGUGCAAGCGAUCGCUCUCUUGGACGACUUGGACAAGGAACUUAACACCUACGCCAUGCGGAUGAAGGAAUGGUACGGGUGGCACUUCCCGGAGUUGGCGAAGCUCAUCGUCGACUCGUCCGCCUACGCCAAGAUCAUCUUGACCAUGGGGUACAGAUCCAACGCCGCCGACACCGAUCUCUCGGAGAUCUUGCCCGAAGAACAAGAAGAACAAGUCAAGACCGCCGCCGAGGUGUCGAUGGGUACCGAAAUCACCCCUGAGGACUUGGCGCUGAUCCAAGAGUUGGCGACUCAGGUCGUCGACUUUGCCGCCUACAGAGAACAAUUGUCGAACUACUUGCUGUCGAGAAUGAAGGCCAUCGCCCCCAACCUCACGAUGUUGGUGGGUGAGCUUGUCGGUGCCCGUCUUAUCGCCCACGCUGGUUCGCUUACCUCGCUCGCCAAGGCCCCCGCCUCCACCAUCCAGAUCUUGGGUGCGGAAAAGGCGUUGUUCAGAGCGCUUAAGACCAAGCACGACACUCCUAAAUACGGUAUCCUCUACCACGCCCUGUUGGUGGGUCAAGCCUCGGGCAAGAACAAGGGGAGAAUUGCGCGUGUCCUCGCCGCCAAGGCCGCCUGUGGUGUCCGUUACGACUCGUUCGCUGAAGAACGUGACGACUCCGGUGACUUUGGUGUUGACUUGAGAGGCAAGGUGGAACUGAGAUUGUCGGCUCUUGAAGGCAAGGACUUGAGAACCGUCAAGACGUCGAGACAACAGCAAAAGAUCGAGAUCUCCGAGGCCAGAGCUUACAACGCCGACGCCGACGCCGCCAUGGACUCCGACGACGAAGAAGAACCCAAGAAGGAAGUGUCGAAGAAGAGAGCUCGUGACGACAGCGAAGACGACGAAGAAGAAGAAAAGACCGUCAAGAAGGAGAAGAAGGAAAAGAAGGAGAAGAAGGACAAGAAGGAAAAGAAGGAAAAGAAGGACAAGAAGGAAAAGAAGGAAAAGAAGGACAAGAAGGAAAAGAAAGAGAAGAAGGAAAAGAAGGACAAGAAGAACAAGGAUUAG